Molecule: messenger RNA, 4144 nt
Organism: Durio zibethinus
Lineage: Eukaryota; Viridiplantae; Streptophyta; Magnoliopsida; Malvales; Malvaceae
Source: RefSeq, a predicted model, not a curated record
AAUGAAAUAAUUUUUUUGAUAAACUUUUUUUUAAAAAAAACUUUUUCAACCAUCUCCAAAGAUGGAAAAGAUUUUUUGGGUCAUUUCUUUCUACCAUUUCUCUUUUUUGUCUUCCUACAGCUGGGUAAUAAGCUUAUGCUACUAGGCUCGAAAAUGAGCUGUGCUAAUAAUUAAUAUUUGUGUUCGUUUGCUGAAGCCUCAAUUUCCCAGUACAUUUUAUGGCAAAAAUCUUGCGUCAUAGCAUCAUACUCAUAAAUUAGCUAAUUCAUAACAUAUUCCUCCCUUCCAAGGUUAGCUGUCACAGUCUAACAUGUUGAGGAACUGAUGGAGUAGAAAAAUAGUGUGAUUUGUUAAUAUGAACUGGCAUAGUGUGUGCCAAAUCUUGCAGUUAAACUUAGUGCUAAUUUUAAUUUUAUCUGCUGAGAGGAAAUUGUUACUAAUUGCCAAGUAAAAUUAUAAUAAGACCAGCAAGAUUAACAUAAAUAAUGACUUUUUCCUUCAAGGAAGGAAUUAAAAGCAAAAAAAAAAAAAAAAAAAUCAUUGUUGAUACCUUAGUAUUUUCUGGGAUUGAUGUCUCCAUUGCCGAGAAAUUGAGAAGAUAGACAUGUACUCAACUUCUGGUUACUUAGUCAAAGCAGGCUUAUAUUUGAUGAUAGGAGAGAUGUAUUUAACUUUUUUGAAUGGUCUUGUAGUAACAAUUUAACAUAAAAGAAGCUAAAAUUGCAAAAGGAUUACAUAUCUGAGUGCUAGAAACUAACUGUCGCUCAUAUGUCAUGUCAAUCAUAAAUUUACUGUUGGGUUAGAUUUGUACUCCUCAGCCUCUGUCCUCUUACUUGGGUACAUUUGGACAAAGGCAGUGGGGAGGAGGGAGUUGAAAACUGCAUUUUGGCCUCCAAUGGUGGGGGUAUGAGAACAACCGCUAGUCUAAAACUAUGGCUUUUCAAGCCCUUAUUUGACAACCAACCAUACUACAGAGUUUGGACCUUUUUCAUUUAAGACAAAAGUGGUUGGAACUCCCAACUACAUGUGUCCUGAACUGCUUGCAGAUAUUCCUUAUGGUUUCAAGUCUGAUAUCUGGUCUCUGGGGUGCUGUAUGUAUGAGAUGGCUGCUCGUCGCCCUGCUUUUAAAGCUUUUGACAUGGCAGGGUUGAUAAGCAAGAUAAAUCGUUCCUCUAUCGGCCCUUUGCCUUCUUGCUACUCUCCAUCCUUGAAAACACUUAUCAAGGGUAUGCUACGCAAGAAUCCAGAGCAUCGACCCAGUGCAUCAGAGCUUUUGAAGCACCCUUAUUUGCAGCCAUAUGUUGAUCAGUAUCAUCCAUCCUUCAGCCGCCCUUCAAUGAGUUGCUCCCCGGAUAAGCAUAUUUCCACUGGUUGUGAUAGUAGGAAAAACAUGGCUGAGAGUCAGAAUAGUAAUAGCUCAUGUAGUGAUAAAGAUAGUUUGCUUUCAAGUGACAGGAACACGGCCACAAUGGUUUCAAAUGGCAAUAGUAAGGCCACUGACACGGAUUCAAUUUCUAAUGAUGAUGAAGAUGGCACUGAGAAGCACCCGCCAAAUGAAGAAGGGAAUGCCCCCAUUACUUUCACUGGCAAAGUUGAUGAAAAAGGAAUGAUGAGACCUUCUUAUGCGGAAAACGGAUCUAAUGUUCAAUCAAAGCAGCCAAAAAUCAUCAAAAGUAUAGUGAUGGCUUUGAAAGAAGGGAAAGUAAGAGAAAAUGGUUCCCCAAUGGGAGGCAACCGUACAAAAGCUGUAGGUGGAUUGACUCAAAGAAAUAAUAUAGAGGCAUCAUCCAAAGUUCUCAACCCACCUGCUCCCACAUUGGGUUCAAAGUCUAAUGCAGACACGGCAACUGUUGCUUCAGCAAAAUUACCAUUAGAUUCUGCAAAAAGGCUACCAGGAUCACACCAUUUGAAGCACCAGUUACCUUUAAUUGAAUCCUCCCCAAAGACUAAACCUAGACAUGAAGGGAUUCCUCCACCUGCACCUAAUAAGCAUGUUGCUGAAGAUGGACUAACUUCUAAGCUAAGGCAAAGAACUCGUUCCAAUGUUGCAAGAAGAUCAUCUGUUGCAGGAAGAAUGAAGCAUGCUGGAACUGAUAUUUCAAAUGGGACAAGUAACAUACCAAAGUUAGGAUCUACAGAGAUAAACCAGGAGCGUGAGGCUAUUCCUCGUCCACUGCCCAAUGGUUGCCUUACAAAUGCUUUUAGGGAGGUAAAACAAGAGGCUGAGAUAGCUCUAACUGGAGCUACCAAGGGGGUGCAAACAGAUGGCAGCAAUUCUGUCUCAUCUUCAAUCUCGAUUCAAGCAUUUGAGAUUUGUGAUGUUGCAACAACCCCUUUUGUUGACAUGGCAGAACAGACUCAUAAUCAUGAGAUGCUUGCUCACACCAAGAGCUUGGAAUUGUAUCCUCCAUACAGCUCACCUGCUCUGAAAUCAGAGAUGCCUGAGGUUCUGUUGAGAGAAAACCACGGGUGUGAUCAUAAAUCUGGCAUGUGUUCAACUGAAGAAUCUGGUCCAACCCAGGAUCUUUUGCAUUUCACUUCAGUUGAUGCAAAAGUGAGUCCGGUUGCCCCUUUGGAUCUUCCAGUCCUGAUUUCUGAAGAAAUAUCUGUUCAUAAAUAUGAUACCACUGUAAGCAGGACAAUUAGUGGGGAUGAUGCUCCUUUAAGCCCGACAAGUAGUAGGGAUGAUGCUCCUUUAAGCAGGACAAGUAGUCCGGAUGAUGCCUCUAUAAGCGGCCCAAGUACUAGGGAUGAUGCCCCUAUAAACAGCCCAAGUAGUAGGGAUGAUACCCCUAUAAGCAGGCCAAGUAGCAGUGAUGAUGCCGGUAUUAGCUGGUCAAGUAGCAGGGAUGAUGCCCCUAUAAGCAGGUUAAGUAUUGGGGAAAAUGCCCCUAUAAGUGGGCCAACUUCUGGGGAAGAUUUGCCGACUAGCAGGCCAAGUAUUAAGGAUGAAACUGUGGCGAGCAAACCUAGUAGUAGGCCUGAUAUGAUGCUCCAGUCAAAUCUUUCUUCUGCAUCCAGUGGUGAUGACAAGUUCACUGUAAUGGAACUUCUCUCAUCAGUUGCUGAAACUAUGCCUUGCGUUGCCUCACCAAUUUCAUCUAGCCAGAAGAAUUCACAGCCAGAUAAAGGAACAAAGGCAUAUAAACCAACAAUCGAAAAACCAGCUGUGACCUCUUGUCCUCCAGCUUUUGAUGAUGUUAUACAUGUUAUAAGGCACAGUAGCUUCCGUGUUGGCAGUGAGCAGUCAGUGAUGGAAAAAGUAGAAAUGGGUGUUCAAAAUGUGGAUGUUGGGAAACUCAUAAAUGUUGUGAGGGAUGAAUUGGAUAUGAGAAACAUGACUAGUCCAGUGACCUUUAAGUCAUCAAGUUGCUGUGAAGCUUUAAGUUCAACAUCAAAUGUUUCGGACUAUUCUGGUGUUAUAGAAAUGGAUGUUAGGAAUUCCAUUUCCUCAUCUCCAAAAUAUGAUUCACCGGAGCCCGUGAAUCCCAGCUCUUCUGUGACAGGAGAGGAGACACCAGCAAAGGAAACUUUGGAUGUUAAGUCUUUUAGGCAAAGGGCAGAGGCACUUGAAGGGCUUCUAGAAUUGUCCGCAGAAUUACUGCAGCAGAACAGAUUGGAAGAGCUAUCUGUUGUUUUGAAGCCUUUUGGGAAAGAUAAGGUGUCCCCAAGGGAGACUGCUAUCUGGUUAGCCAAGAGUCUGAAAGGAAUGAUGAUUGAAGACUGUGGACGGAGUUCAUGAAGUAUUAUUUCUUGGGUAAGCUUUCUUUUUUCUUUUCCCUCGUUUUUCACAUCGCUGAUGUAAUUGUUAGCUUCUUCAUUAAUCAUGCUUAUCUCCUUUCAAUUCCAUUUGAAUUUUUAAUAGAACAAGCGGGCCUUGUCUUUGUUACCUCAUUCUGUAAUUCUUUCAAUGCAUUUUGUUAUUGUACAUAGUUGACAAAACGAAUUAAGUAAACUUGUUGUCCAGACAAAAUGUAUGGAUAUGCUAAUAGAACUUGGAGAAUGCAAAUCAAAGUGCAGUUAUGAUUUUUAUUGGUUGCUUGAAUCCACAUGGCACUGCAAUGCACGAUAGAUCUCUGGAUUUCUUUAUCAGACGACGAAGUUGAACUAGUGGGAAAAUGAGGGAAGCUGGAAGGUAAUUGAA